Molecule: messenger RNA, 1368 nt
Organism: Haliotis rubra (blacklip abalone)
Lineage: Eukaryota; Metazoa; Mollusca; Gastropoda; Lepetellida; Haliotidae
Product: elastin-like
Exons: 3
Source: RefSeq, a predicted model, not a curated record
GUUGAUGCUGGUGUUGUCGCUGGUGUCGGUGUUGGUGUUGUGGGUGUUGUGGGUGUUGCCGUGGGUGUUGUAUGUGUAGUGGGCGUUGGUGGUGUUGCUGUUGGUGUGGGUGUUGUAUGUGUAGUGGGCGUUGGUGGUGUUGCUGUUGGUGUGGGUGUUGUAAGUGUAAUUGGCGUUGGUGGUGUUGCUGUUGGUGCGGUUGUGGGCGUUGGUGGUGUUGUUGUUGGUGUUCGUGUGGGCGUUGGUGGUGUACCUGUUGGUGUGGGUGGUGUGGGUGUGGAUGUGGGCGUUGGUGGUUUUGCUGUUGGUGUGAGUGUGGGCGUUGGUGGUGUUGCUGUUGGUGUUCGUGUGGGUGUUGUAUGUGUAGUGGGCGUUAGUGGUGUAGGUGUUGGUGUGGGCGUUGGUGGUGUUGCUGUUGGUAUGGGUGUGGGUGUGGAUGUGGGCGUUGGUGGUUUUGCUGUUGGUGUGAGUGUGGGCGUUGGUGGUGUUGCUGUUGGUGUUCGUGUGGGUGUUGUAUGUGUAGUGGGCGUUAGUGGUGUAGGUGUUGGUGUGGGCGUUGGUGGUGUUGCUGUUGGUAUGGGUGUGGGUGUGGAUGUGGGCGUUGGUGGUGUUGCUGUUGGUGUGGGUGUAUGAGUGGGCGUUGGUGGUGUUGCCGUUGGUAUGGGUGUGGGCGUUGGUGGUGUUGCUGUUGGUAUGGGUGUGGGCGUUGGUGGUGUUGCUGUUGGUAUGGGUGUGGGUGUGGAUGUGGGCGUUGGUGGUGUUGCUGUUGGUGUGGGUGUAGGAGUGGGAGUUGGUGGUGUUGCCGUUGGUAUGGGUGUGGGCGUUGGUGGUGUUGCCGUUGGUAUGGGUGUGGGUGAGGGCGUUGGUGGUGUUGCUGUUGGUAUGGGUGUGGGUGUGGAUGUGGGCGUUGGUGGUGUUGGUGUUGGUGUGGGUGUAGGAGUGGGAGUUGGUGGUGUUGCCGUUGGUAUGGGUGUGGGCGUUGAUGGUGUUGCCGUUGGUAUGGGUAUGGGUGUGGGCGUGGGCGUUGGUGGUGUUGCUGUUGGUGUGGGUGUGGGCGUUGGUGGUGUUGCUGUUGGUAUGGGUGUGGGUGUGGGCGUUGAUGGUGUUGCUGUUGGUAUGGGUGUGGGUGUUGGUGUGGGCGUGGGCGUUGGUGGUGUUGGUGUGGUGUGGGUGGGCGUUGGUGGUGUUGCUGUUGGUAUGGGUGUGGGUGUGGGCGUUGGUGGUGUUGCUGUCGGUGUUGGUGUUUGUGUCUUUGUCGGUGUUGGUGUUGGUAUUGAUUUUAAAAGUCGUCAUCAGCCUACCAUUCUCCUUGGCUACAGCGCUAAACGGGGCAGAAUAGAGUACUCUCAGUGCACCUACACCAACUGA